Sphaeramia orbicularis (orbiculate cardinalfish) is the source of this 435-nucleotide messenger RNA. Its product is annotated as voltage-dependent T-type calcium channel subunit alpha-1I-like. Lineage: Eukaryota; Metazoa; Chordata; Actinopteri; Kurtiformes; Apogonidae. The record is from RefSeq and is a predicted model, not a curated record. The transcript has 3 exons. Bases 1 to 435 code for a protein of 144 amino acids. Gene Ontology annotation, molecular function: high voltage-gated calcium channel activity. Gene Ontology annotation, biological process: calcium ion import across plasma membrane. Gene Ontology annotation, cellular component: voltage-gated calcium channel complex; membrane.
AUGGAGACGGAGCUGACAGCUUCUCCCUCGGUGGGACGCUCCUGUCUCACAAACGGACAUGAGGCGUGGACGGCCAGAAAACGUGUUGAUGAAGACGUGUUGGAGUGGACAGGGUUUGACAGCCGGGAGGGAGGGAACACUGUUGUGUCCUUCCAUCAGCUGUUGUCCUUAACCUGUGCCUCCACAUGGUUCGAGCGCGUCAGUAUGAUGGUGAUCCUGUUGAACUGCAUGACCCUGGGAAUGUACCAGCCCUGCCAGAACAUCGACUGUUCCUCAGACCGAUGCCAGAUACUACAGGCCUUCGACGCCUUCAUCUACAUCUUCUUCGCUCUGGAGAUGGUGGUGAAGAUGGUGGCCCUGGGGAUCUUCGGCCGGCGCUGUUACCUCGGGGACACGUGGAAUCGGCUGGACUUCUUCAUCGUCAUGGCAGGGUGA